UUGAGGUCGGAAGCCGAUGGCGCACGGCACGCGAGCUUUCGCGGCAGUCACGACACCGCGGCGGGAGGCUACGGUCGGCUACGGUCGGCUACGAGACGCUACGGCCUCGUAAUGUUGUGCACGCUAGCUCUUUUCGUACUAUUCGCCUCGGCCCAAGGACGAGCGGUCAACAUCAGCAACACCUGGGUACUACCCGAGGAGGGAUUCCCAGUGUUCUACCGCUACUUCAGGGACCGCAUCUCCUGGUACGAGGCUGAUGCUGUAUGCCAAUUUCAUCAUGCUAAUCUAGUAACUGUGGACACAACAGCUCAAUACGACGCAGUGCGAGCAUACCUCAAGGAGUUGGAUAUAUCUAGCGCUGUGUGGGUCGGUCUCAUCCGAAGUAAUCCCGAUGGGGACUUUACGUGGACCGACUAUCGAGGGUUAAGCAGUGAUGGAUAUUGGAGUUCUGCGCCUGAUCCAAGGGCAGCUCCGCUGUGUGCCGCUGCGGACCCUGUCGCUGAUUACCGUUGGGAGGCAAGAGCCUGUGGUGGACCCACUGUGGCAUCCUUCAUCUGUGAAUUACCUGUACCACAAUGGGCGCUCGGAAAUGAAGGUUGUAUGAUACGAGCCCUGCCAGCGCUCACCAUUCUAUAUUUACCUGAGAGUGCGUCUGUUCAGCUAACCGCAGACUGUGGGAUGGCCGGUGUAAAACGAGUUCAGUGUACAGGAAAUGUGAAACGCGAAGAUUUGUUAAAAGAUCUAUCAUGUGCUGAGGAAGAAGAACAAUCUACUACUUCUAAUGUAAUUACUACAAGUGUUACCUGGCCCGUGACUACUGAUACAUCAUCCACAGAUCAAGAUAUAAUUACAGAAUUAACAACAGAAGAAACUAUUACUACUGAACAUGAAGAUGAUAUAAAUCAAGUAGAUAUGAAAUCAUCGGCAAUUCCGUAUAAUCUUCAUUUAGAAACUGGUAGUAAAAUUCUACAAAAGCCAGUUGUCAAUAAAGUGAGUCAAGUUAUCCUUAAUAAAAAUAUCAACUUAGAGGCAAUGCACAGUAAUAACUUGCAAAGUAACGAGAUCCCAAAGAUUGCUUCUCAUGACAGUUAUUUGAAUAACGAUGAAAAUGAGAAAAUGGAGGAUGAAAAAAAUAAACAGCAUAAAAUUUUCCAUGACGAAAUUGCUCGACUUGGCAACUUUGAAACAAUAUUUACUCAACCUACCGAUCAUUUUGUUCCUCCAUUAGUAAUGGCAAGAUCUAAGAUAAGUGAUGAUAUGACCGUUUUGUCUUUAGAAGAAAAACAUGCACAACAACUAGCAGAGCAAACAUUUGGAAAAUAUAAGACACAACCCGAUGACAUUAAUCAUUCUCAAAUCAAUUAUAGUACUAGCAGAAGUCCAACAGAGUAUACCAGUAAAUUUACAGCUACAGAUAUGCCAUUAAUAAUGACUAUGAAUCCUAUAAAAAUAAAGGAUACAAUAAAAAAGGAACCUAAAAACAGUGUACCUAAAAAGUAUAUUGACAAACAAUAUGACUUAAAAAGUAAAUUAUAUAAAGUAAUAGAUACCAAACAACAUAAGAUAGCAAAGUCAACAGAAAUAACUUCUAUUCAAACUGAAAGUACAGUCCAAAAUACGGAAACAACAACUAAAGUAGCAUAUAAAGAAGAUAAACAAAAUAAAAUUGAUGAAGAUCCUUCUAUAGAUCUUACAGUUAUAAUUAGAGAUUUUGAAGAUUCUAAAACCUAUGCUGGAGAUGUACCGAAAAUUGAAAUAAUUGAAAAUGACACAUCUAUUACAAAUCCUGAAAUAAAAUUUAACACAAAUAAUACUUCAGGUGAAAAGCAACAAGAAAUCUCAGUGAAAAUACCUGCAUCUAUUCAAAAUUCAACAUUAACUCACGAAAUUAUUAAAAUAACCAUUAUUAAUGAAGAAAAUUCAAGUGCAAUUCCAGCUAUAUUUGAAGUAAGUACUAAAAUGCCAGACUUUAAUAAAGACUAUGAGAAUAAAUCAACGACCCCAGCUGAACAAUUAGUUACAGUAAAUAAGGUAUCCAAUCCCAAGAAUCAAAUUAAUAAAACUUUAAAUAAUAAGUCUUCUUUCAACAUUACAAAUGUUCAAGAAACCACUAUCACUAUACCAGCAAGUGAAUCUGUAACACUGUCGACUAUGAAAGAUAAAAUAUAUGCUCAAACUACAGAGAAUUCUUCACCUACUACGAGUGAGGUUAUAACCUCAACUGAAUCUCAAAUUAUUACUACAACUUCAGAAAAAAAUUAUACACACGGUACAAAUAACAAUACUUCAGAAGAUACUACUAUAACGAGCAUGUCCGAAGCGACAACAAAAGAGAUUGAUGUUGAAGUUACGGAAACUUCAGAAUUUGAGCAUAAUACAACAGACACAUCAGAAACUAUUGACGAUUUCCAAUCGCCCCUGCUUUCUGCUGCUAAUGAACCAUUACAUCGACCAAAUAGAUCAAGAAGACCACAACAACCAUUAAAUCGCAUAAAUAAAUUCAAUCCAUUCCGUAUCUUAGGAUAGAUCCGUCAACAUGUGUAUAAUAACUUCGACUGCCAUAUAUGAAAUUCAAAUUUAAUGACUGAAAAUUCAAAAGUAUCAAAUGGCUCAUAUACAUUUUAAUUUUAUGAUUAAAGUACUUAUUUUAUUUUACGAAAAAUUAAACUUACUUCGGUAAUAUAAUUAUUUAUUUUCAAUUGUGGCGCCAAAUAUAAGUCUUUAAAGGCAAGUCUUUUAAGGCAAGUAUUAAUUUAUUAUUAUAUAUUGUAAACAUUUAAAAUCACAGCAAAAUAAAUUCAAUGGGCCACGAUUGAAUUAAAAUCUCUAGGUGUAGAUUUAAUAUUAUAAUUGCAAUUGUAUUUGUGAAAACACGGUGCACUUAGUCGAGUCCCGAUUUGUGUUGUCAGAUUAUAUAGACUAUUAUUAUAUAUACACUAAUAGUUAUGUUAUUCAUGCACAAUUGAAUUGGUAUAUAAUUAUUAAAAAGUAGCUAGAUGUUGAUUUUCAAUUAAUAUCAAUUUUAUGAGCUUGUUUUAAAUUACUUUAGCAAUUAGGAUAGUCAAAAAUAAUAGUCAGAUGUAACUUAGUCAAUUCAUAUAUUUGGAAUAUAUAGCAUAGCUAUAUCUUAAUGUUUUACUUUAGAUCUAUUUAAAAUUAAGUUGUAUCGGAUAAUUAAACUGACUUUUACAUGUUUGCCAAAUACAAUCUUUCGGGUACAUAUAGAAUUAGAUACUACCCUGUAUAAAUAUUAUCAUCUGAAAUUACUUGGUAAUAGGUACAUACAUAGAAAAUAGAUCAUGGUCAAAGGAAAAUCGUAGUAGUUAACGAAUCACGAACCAUAUCAUGUAGAAUUAAGGAAUUUAGUAUAUAGGAAAUUAUUUUUUUGAGAUAUAAAUUUUGGAAGCUACCUUUAAAGAGCACAGGUAAAUUCAAUAAUGUGAAUAACGACUACAUGUCCCGGUACCCUAAAUAUAAACGACAAUAUUUAAAUUCACGAUUACAGGGUCCACCAGGAAAUGUUUCCGAAAUUUCUGAGCCGAACGAAAUAUAAAUUUGAUGUUAAAAUUACAUAAUACAUACCGUUUAAAAUAAUAAUGUUAAAAUAUCUUUUCUUUGGACGUUUAUGGUAGGACUUAUGAGGAACGAAAUGUUAACCUCCAUUUAUUGGGCUGAAUUCGGUAUGAACAAGAACACGAAAAUGAGUCCGAAAAUUCGGAAUUUCUUUUCAAGCUAGACCCUUAGCCUUAACGCGAAGCGAUUACAGACAAAUAGUUUCUAGAUACCUAAUUUUUAUUGCCGAUUUUUCGGCGUGGUUGCACUACGUCGUGGUCAAGUCCCAACUGUAAAUUAAAAUUUGUAAACAACACAAAGCUUUAAAAUUAACUCAAAACAAUGUUACUUUAGAGACAUGUAGUCGAUAUACUAAUUAUAUGUUUUUUUUAUUAUUUGUCAUUAAUGUAGCAAAUAUACAUCAUAAGGAUUUUAUAAAUAAAAUUUAAAAUUAAA
Molecule: messenger RNA, 4008 nt
Organism: Galleria mellonella (greater wax moth)
Lineage: Eukaryota; Metazoa; Arthropoda; Insecta; Lepidoptera; Pyralidae
Exons: 6
Coding region: 112-2526 (804 amino acids)
Source: RefSeq, a predicted model, not a curated record